CAGUUGCUUGGCAGAUUGGCAAGGCAGGCUGGCAGGCCUGCGCGCGUAGGAGGCGGGAGGCAGCAGCACCAUGUGCCAACGACCUCACAGCCAGACUCCCCCUGUUCAGCGCUGAGUGUUAGAACCACCCCCAGAACCUCAGUUAAGCAAAAGGGUUAGUUACUAUGGAGACAUGGCAUCCUCUCUCCAUGGCAACCUGAAAUCCCAAAACCCAAGUUAGGCUCAGGAAUGAGUCAUCUGUGACCAGUAGGGGGUGCUUUCGCACAAGGCUGACCCUAAGGCCAUGGACAGAUGAGCAACUGACCACAGACCGAAAGGUGUCCCAAGGGUGAGUCUUGGGCCUGUGGGGAGUGAGAGUGGCCCUGUUUAACCCCUUUUCACCCACCUGUGUGGUUUGGGGAGGCUGGCAAGGCCUUGGGAAGCGCUGUGGAGGCGGCAGCCACACAGCUGGGGCCCCUCGGAGUGACGCUUGCACGGAGGAGAUCCAUGUGCCCCCAGAGGCUCGGCCCAGAACAGAGAAGCAGCAGACACUGCCCAGGCCGAGUGGACACACAAGAGUUAACUGGCGGGGUGUGACAGGGCGAAACGCCCUCAGGAAGUGUUACUCACCGCUGGGAAUGUGAGCGCUCUCGCCUUGGGGGCUGGAUUCUCUUCCUGAGUCCUGGGAGGAACCGAAGGAGCUCCCAGGCAUGGAAACCCCUGGGGACCCAAAAGCAGACCUUCUUGGAGCCCCCAGCCCAUCCGACUUCUCGCCUGGGCACCCGGAGAGAGAAAAGCCAGCCCAGGACCCACUGUAUGACGUGCCCGGCGCCGGCGGAGGGCAGGCGGGAGGGCCCCAGCGGCCCGGGCGCACAGUGAGCCUGCGGGAGCGCCUACUGCUCACGCGGCCCGUGUGGCUGCAGCUGCGAGCCAGUGCCGCAGCGGCACUGCACGUGCUGAGGACCGAGCCCCCGGGGACAUUCCUGGUGCGGAAAUCGAACACGCGCCAGUGCCAAGCCCUGUGCAUGCGCCUGCCCGAGGCUAGUGGCCCAUCCUUUGUCUCCAGCCACUACAUCCAGGAGAGCCCAGUGGGCGUCUACCUGGAAGGCUCAGAGCUUGUGUUCCCAGACCUGGUCCAGCUCAUCUGCGCCUACUGCCAUGCCCGGGACAUCCUUCUUCUCCCCCUCCAGCUCCCCAGAGCUAUCUGCCAGGCAGCCACCCACAAGGAGUUGGAAGCCAUCUCCCAUCUGGGCAUUGAGUUCUGGAGCUCCUCCCUCAACACCAAGACUCAGAUGGGUCCAUCCGAAGGCCCGCUGCUUCCCCGGCUGAAGCCCCGUUCCCCACAAGAGCUGGACCAGGGCACCGGAGCCGCCCUGUGCUUCUUCAACCCCCUGUUCCCAGGGGACCUGGGCCCCACCAGACGGGAGAAAUUCAAGAGGAGCUUCAAAGUGCGUGUGUCCAUGGAGACCUCCAGCCCCCUAUCUCCCCCGGCUGUGCCACCUCCCCCAGUGCCUGUGCUGCCAGGGGCAGCCCCCAACCAGACGGAAAGGUUGCCGCCUCACCAGCUGCUGCGGAGGGAGAGCUCGGUGGGGUACCGUGUGCCAGGGGGUGCUGGCCCCAGCCUCCUACCCCUGCCCUCCCUCCAGGAGGUGGACUGCGGCUCCCCCAGCAGCUCGGAGGAGGAGGGGGUGCCGGAGCCCCCAAGGAGCCCAACAACCUCCCCCUGCCUGGCCCACCAGCGGCCCCUGCUUAGGUCCAUGAGCGCUGCCUUCUGCUCCCUGCUGGCGCCUGAGCGGCACGUGACCCGGGCAGCCAUGGUGCUGAUGCAGGACCGACACACGGACGUUGGCCAGCUGGUGCAGGACCUACUGACCCAGGUGCGAGCCGGUCCUGAGCCUCAGGAGCUGCAGGGCAUCCGAGAGGUGCUGAGCCAGGCCCGGGCCAUGCUGAGUGCAGAGCUGGGCUCUGAGAAGUCGCUACCGCCCGACAGACUGGAACGUGUCCUGGAGAAGUCACUGCACCGCGCAGUGCUCAAGCCACUCCGGCCCCUCCUGGUGGGCCGCCUGAGGCGCCGGCUUUCUGCUGAUGGCUCCUUGGGCCGCCUGGCUGAAGGCCUCCACCUGGCCCAAGCCCAGGGCCCUGCAGCCUUCGGGGCCCACUUGAGCCUGCCUUCCCCAGGAGAGAUAGAGCAGGUGCGCCAAAAGCUUCUGCAGCUGCUGCGCACCUACUCACCCAGUGCCCAGGUGAAGCGGCUCCUGCAGGCCUGCAAGCUGCUCUACACAGCCCUGAGGACCCACAGGGGGGAGGGCGCCGGGGCUGAUGAGUUCCUCCCACUGCUGAGCCUGGUCCUGGCCCAGUGCGACCUUCCUGAGCUGUUACUGGAGUCUGAGUACAUGUCGGAACUGCUGGAGCCCGCUUUACUCACUGGAGAGGGCGGCUACUACCUGACCAGCCUCUCAGCCAGCCUGGCCCUGCUGAGCGGCCUGGCCCAGGCCCGCACCUGCCCCCUGCGCCCCUCCCAGGAGCUGCAACACUCCCUCAGCCUCUGGAAGCAGCGCCGCCUGCCCGCCACCCACAGCCUCCAGCGCCUCAUCCGAGUUGCCUAUCAGGACCCCAGCAGUGGGUGCACCUCCAAGACACUGGCCGUGCCCCCGGGGGCCUCGAUCGCUACCCUGAAUCAGCUCUGUGCUACCAAGUUCCGAGUGACCCAGCCUGACACUUUCGGCCUCUUCCUGUAUAAGGAGCCAGGCUACCACCGCUUGCCCCCGGAAGCCCCGGCCCACAGGCUUCCCACAGCUGGCUACCUGGUCUACUGCCCAGCAGAGUGGUCGGAGGCCCAGGGGGCUGCCCCUCGGGCUGCAAUGGAGGAGGGCAGGGCGGGGCCAGAGACAGGGGUCAGGGAGGAGGAGAGAGCGGGCUGGGGAGAUGGGGACACUGAGGUCGAGGCCUGUCCCAGGGACAUCAGGGGCGAGUCUGAGACAACUGCCGAGGCAGGCGAGGGCCCGGCCAGAGGAUGCCCCACUCAGCCAGGGGGGCCAGAGGCUGAGGAAAGUCCAGUAGCAGAGGAGUAGCUUCGAGUGGCUAGAAGGGCCAUUUGGGGCAGUACUGGGAAGGCUUUUCAGAGCCAUCAGCCCCACAAUUAAGGCCUCACACCCAGGCCUCUCCACCCCAGUGUCUGCCAUCACCUCUGUCGGAUAGUUAUCUCUCUGAUCACCCUGCUGGCAGGGGAAGGGGUGCCAGGACUGGCCAUAUCUGGGGCACUGGAGGAAAACUGAGGGAGCUUGGGGGACCCCUUUGCUGCUUAUCCUUCUCCCCUAGCUGUAGGCCAGCCAGCCUGCAGUGGUAAGUGUGCCCAGCAGAUGACAAAUGCAACCGGUGUCCAACACCUGGCAGCCAGGGAGCAGCACAGCCCAGGAAGGUCUCCACCCACUUCCAGGAUUCAAGAAGGCAGCCGGAGCUCAGGGCUCAUCUGGAGGACUAGCACCCCCAAACCUCAGUGUCCUCACCUGUAAAGUGGGGGUGCACUGCCACCUGCCUUCUCUCAGAAGUCUUCCAGGGGUCAAAAUGGUUGGCUUUGCUCCCAAGCAGAGCUCAGACUAGGGAAAAGGGGAGGGAGGAGGUGGCAUGUUAGCAAGCCCUCUUGCCCCCAGGGUCUGUUUUCAGCACUGGGGAAAGGUGGCUUCUCCAGUCAACCCAGGGCAGAUCAUGGAGAUAAGGUCCAGCCUCCCCCUCUCUAGCGUCUCAGGGGAGUUGGACAGGAGAGACGGGCUUCCAGGGUGGACAGGAGACUUGGAAACCAAUUUUUGUGCACUUAACCUCUUUCGGACUUUGUGAGAGCUUCCUGAGAGGCAGGGUGUGCCUGGCUUAUUAGCCGCUGAAGUUGAGGAAAGUGACUCGGAAGAUAUCUCACAGCAGGCCGUUAGGGCCCCCCCCAACUAGGCUGUCAGGUUCCAACUACACCCUCUAUUCUCAGCCUCUCUCAGAUAGACUCUUGAGACCAGCAGCCCCAAAUCGGGGCCCAGAGCAAACAGCAAAUCUGAACAAAGAACAUGCCAUCAUUAGCCACAAGGGGGCGUGCGUGGCUCAGGAAGCUGCCGAAUGGGUGCCCCUCGGGGGACGAGGGGUGCUCCAGGGCUGCAGCAGCCUAGGUGGCCGAGGUCCUUGCACUCUGGCAGCUCUGAGCAACAUGAGGACAGUGCGGGGCCCAAGACUGCCAGCCCUCAGCUCCCUUGGAGUCCCCGGUCUGGGCCAGCCCCCUGGGGACCACUCCCUGGGAAGGAAUUGUCCCCUGGUGGAAGGAGGACCCAAGCAGGUCUCUGAGGCACUCCCUCAGGCACAGAGCACAAAGGACAUCAGCCUGCAUGUCAGACGUGACAGGGAAAGGGGGAAAUCCCAGGCGUUAGAAUUUCAGACAAUCCAGAGACAGCUUGGGUGCAAGGCUCCCAAAUUUCUCACUAGGCUACGAGCAGCAAUUCCCUCAGUGCUUCCCUGGUAAGGAGUCUCCCCUCCCCCUUGGUCCCACACCUGCUCCUGUGCCUUGACUAGUGCUGGGCACUUCGCAGGCGCUCAAUAAAUGUU
Molecule: messenger RNA, 4557 nt
Organism: Manis javanica (Malayan pangolin)
Lineage: Eukaryota; Metazoa; Chordata; Mammalia; Pholidota; Manidae
Gene: RIN1
Product: Ras and Rab interactor 1
Biological process (GO): signal transduction; vesicle-mediated transport
Cellular component (GO): cytosol; endocytic vesicle
Molecular function (GO): small GTPase binding; guanyl-nucleotide exchange factor activity
Source: RefSeq, a predicted model, not a curated record